AAUGAGUGCGGCGAUAAAGACGAGCUGCUGCAGUAUAAAUAUCUGAGAGCACAGGGAGAAAGUGCGUCAGUUCAAGGGUGGCACUGGAGAGGAGGCACAGAGAGCCAAAGAGGGACAAGAGGGAACAGAGAAGAACAACAAGAGGCUGAAUGCAAGCAAGAGACGCAGAAAGUGAAGCACUGACAGAAAUACAGCAACAGAGGAUUUCUAUAUGAUAUAGUGGAAAGUUCAAAUCAGAAAUGGCAAACACAGCAGGAGGAGUACUCUUGGUUUUACUCUUGGUCCUGAGUGGCAGUGUGCCAUGUUUUUCCGUGUAUAACAGUGGGGAGUGCUUCUUCAACACCAAAGGGAGCUGUGAACACAUGGGACACGUUUACGGGAUAGGAGAGAGCUGGAUCACCAGUGACUGCUACCAGUGUGUCUGCAUGGAGCCUUUCGGAGUAGGAUGCUGUGACCAUGGAUCUAAACCUGUGGACUAUCCGGACUGGUGUGAGAUCAUCCGUAAACCUGAUGACUCUUGCACUAGUGUUGCAGUGAUGAGAGCCAAUCAUAAACUACCAUGUCUCUGGGGACGAGGCCAUCUCAGACCAGCUGCAGGCCAACCAUGGAAAUCUGACAAUGAUCCUCUAUUUUGAAUUAACAUAAAAAUAAAGAAAUAAAUAAAAACAAAAAAAAAAACAGCAAUAAAGAAAUGUGUGAUGUUUAGUUUGAAUUCCAUAAAUAAAGGUCACAAGUUUUAUUUUAUUAUGAAAUUUGAGAGAGACUUAACCAAACUGGAUUAUCAUUUCAUACUUUUCAAUUGUGUUGUUGAUGUUUGUUGUUGAUGAGCUUGUCUGAAUGGCUGGUUUAUUUCUGGUUGAUGUUUUAUGAUUCAGUAAAAACUAUAGGCCUAUGUCCAAUUUCUUGUUUUGUCACGUGUUACUUAUCAUUAUACUAUUUAAACAUGAAAUAUCAAUAUAUUUACUAAUAAAUGUUCUAACUAG
Messenger RNA from Seriola aureovittata, 983 nucleotides. It is a transcript of the gene msmp2, whose product is annotated as microseminoprotein, prostate associated 2. The transcript has 4 exons. Lineage: Eukaryota; Metazoa; Chordata; Actinopteri; Carangiformes; Carangidae. The coding region runs from base 240 to 635 and encodes 131 amino acids. The record is from RefSeq and is a predicted model, not a curated record.